UAAAGGUUCCACCCUUAACCCCGUAUGAGAGGUUCUAUAGUUGUGUAAAGGUUCCACCCUUAACAACAUAUGAGAGGUUCUAUAGUGGUGUAAAGGUUCCACCAUUAACCCCGUAUGAGAGGUUCUAUAGUGGUGUAAAGGUUCCACCCCUUUCCGCCCAUUCUUUCAACAAUCAUUGAAGAAUGCUUUAUUUUUAAAAAAGGGUUCUUUGGACUGAAAUCGAGCUGUUAAUGCUACAAAAAAAACUUAAAAACAACUUUCUUAAAAAGAGGCUCUUCAGAAGUAAAUAGUUUUAGAACCUCAGCUCUUUAGGAAGAACCCGUUUGGAACCCUUAUUGUAAGAGUGCAUACUCAAAAUAAGAGUUUGAGAUUUAGUUACGCUUUAAAAACAAAACAGUGUUCCUCUGUUAUUUUAAAUAACUUGACUUCAGUCUGACUUUAAGUGUCUUUUACUAUAAUUUGACGGAAGCUGAUUGGCUGAGAGUUAACGCGACAGUGUGGAGAGGAAAGCUCUCUGAUAGGCUCACCCCAACAUCACAACACUUCCUGUUGAAGAGAGGCCCCGCCCACUCUGAGUGCUGUUUCCUCCUGUUCGGUUUUUGUUUUUUUUGGAACAGGCUGCAUGCCAUUGGAUGUCAGAGCUAAGCCACGCCCACCAAAACAAGAGAUGCAUGUGACAGAAAAACAACCAUUUAUGUCAUAGAAACAAGAGCUCAACAACCAAUCAAAUCCCUUUUUAAGGAGGAUUUGUUCUUCUUUACAGAUUGAGUCAGAAUUUAUGUAGAAAUGUGAACUUUAAGAGAAAUCAUUUACAUAAACGAUCAGUCGUUAGAGACUCUUUCUUUGUUUGCAUUUCUCUGCAUGAUGCUGCAUGUGACGGAUGAAUACAUAUGGAUUAUUAUCAAAGGCUGUGGUGUGAGGCAAUAGAAAAGGUGUUACUGUCAGAAAUGGAGAUGAAAGGGGUGCUGGGGGAUUCCCAAGAGACAAAUCCUAUAUGCUGGAUACUACAUUUCCCACAAUGCAACUGCAUCUUUCAUAGAGUUGCGAAGCGGAUUAUAACGAAUUUACUAGUUGACAUAGAACCUCAAGACUCACUGAAUAAUCAAUACAAGUUUAUGUUCUGAUCACCAGUUUUUAAGAAUUUGUUUCUCAGAAUGGCCGUAAGUUUAACAACAGCUCUAAAUACUACUUUUACCCAUGAGCCUCUGCAACCGCUUCUAUGUCACAAUACUUUCCAAUACAACAGUUUAUUCAUUUAUUUCAACAUUAUAAUCUUUAGCAGCAAACGCAACCACAUUAGAAGCUCUCUGAUUGGACGUUCCCUGCCCAGAUGCACCUUGGGAGCUUUCUUUGUUUUGUUUACACAAGCUUGUACACUUUUGACUUUUCAUUAAAGAACCAGAUUUUCAAUAACAGUUUUUCAUGCCGGUCAAAGCCAAAGAAAGUUGUGUAACAUUGUUCAUGAGAAAACUCUGUUGAGACGAGAUGAGAGCAGCAGACGGGAAUAAUACAGAUGAAGAGAGGAAGUUACAGACGUGAAGCAUGAGAGGUAUGUAGGAUAAGAGUCAAUGAAGAAAAGAAACAGUACAGAAGCAACUUCAGACAGAAGGUCAGCAGGUUAAAGGUGUAGAGCAAACGGAUGACAGGAUGAAGUAACGGUAUUUAGACACAGAAUAGGAUGCAGAAAUCACUCACACGUCAACAUGAUGUAGUCAACUAGAUAUGAUAGACAUGGUUCAUCUUACAGCCUCUUCAUCACAGCCUUUGAAAGAUAACAGGUGUCUCGUUAGUUAGAAAAGAUUAUAUUAUGAUUCUUAUUCUAACAGUAGUGAUGUCAUGAUAUAUCUGCACCACGAUUGGUUGUCCCCGACCCCUCUGCGCCGACAGGACAAGACGAGCGCGCUCAGUCUGAGCAACGUGGCCGGAGUGUUCUACAUCCUGAUCGGAGGGCUGGGGCUCGCCAUGCUCGUGGCUCUGGUCGAGUUCUGCUACAAGUCCCGGAUCGAGUCCCGAAGAAUGAAGGAGCUCAUCGAUGCCGCCAUGACGAGCACCGGAGGAGGAGGAGGCGUGGCGGGCGGUUAUGGAGGAGGAGGAGGAGGAGGAGGAGGAGGAGGAGCUUCGGGGCUCGGAGGAGAGAACGUACGAGUUGUGACCAACGACUUCCCGAAAUCCGGAGCUCAAGGUUUACCCUGCAUGAGCAAAGCUUCCGGCCUGGGACUCUCCUCCACAGGCAUGUGAUCAAAACCAAGACUCCUGAUUGGACGGGACGCUCCUGCCUGUCUGUCUGCCUGCUUACCUGUCUGUCUGUUGCAGAGGGUAAGAAAUAAAGGGGGGAAAGAAAAAGA
Messenger RNA from Anarrhichthys ocellatus (wolf-eel), 2345 nucleotides. Its product is annotated as glutamate receptor 1-like. The transcript is spliced from 2 exons. Bases 1837 to 2238 code for a protein of 133 amino acids. The record is from RefSeq and is a predicted model, not a curated record. Lineage: Eukaryota; Metazoa; Chordata; Actinopteri; Perciformes; Anarhichadidae.